AGAUGAAUGCAAAACUGCAAAUGGAUUCAUAGAAGAAAAGAAGUAUCUCCAGCAAGGUGCAGAUAUGGAAAGAGAGGAGAAGAGCAUGGGAAGUGAGGAGGAGGCCAAGGGGAAACCGUGGCGACGAGGAGGCAUCCGGACAUUGCCUUUCAUCCUUGCUAACGAGUUAUGUGAUAGAUUUGCGGUGGCUGGUUUUAAUGGGAACUUAAUAAGUUACCUCACACAAGAGCUGAACAUGCCACUGGUUGCAGCCGCCAACACUCUCACAAUCUUUGGUGGAACAGCUAGCUUCACUCCUCUCAUUGGUGCUAUCAUUGCUGAGUCCUUUGCUGGCCGCUUUUGGACCAUCACCAUUGCUUCUCUUAUCUAUGAACUGGGAAUGAUCAGUGUAACACUAUCAACCAUACUUCCACAUUUGCGCCCCCCACCAUGCCCAACUCAAGUGAAUUGCCAAGAAGCCACAUCCUCACAGCUAUCCAUAUUCUACAUCUCUCUCGUUCUUAUAUCCCUUGGAUCUGGUGGCAUAAGACCUUGUGUUGUGCCUUACUUAGGAGACCAAUUUGACAUGACAAAAAAUGGUGUGGCAUCUAGGAAGUGGAACAUCUUCAAUUGGUACUUCUUCUUCUUGGGAUUUGCCUCUCUAAGUGCUUUGACCAUUGUGGUUUACAUUCAAGACAACACUGGCUGGGGCUGGGGUUUUGGAAUACCAACUAUUGUCAUGUUCAUAUCCAUCAUUGCCUUUGUGUUGGGCUCACCAUUUUAUAAGAAUGUGAAGCCAGACGGGAGCCCUUUGGUUCGUUUGGCACAAGUGAUUGUGGCGGCUAUAAAGAAGAGGAAUGUGGUCUUACCAGACAAUCCCAAUCUUUUGUACCAAAAUAGGGAGCUUGAUGCUACUAUUUCCUUGGAAGGAAGGCUUUUACACACAGAUCAGUAUAAAUGGUUGGACAAGGCAGCAAUUGUCACAGAAGAAGAGACCAGAGACCCAAAUGCAGCACCAAAUUUAUGGAAACUAGCCACUGUCCACAGAGUUGAGGAGCUAAAAUCCAUCAUCAGAAUCCUCCCAAUCAGUGCAACAGGAAUAUUACUCAUUGCUGGUUCAUCACAUCUACCUAGCUUCGUCAUUCAACAAGCUCGCACGAUGGACCGCCACCUCUCUCACUCAUUCCAAAUCUCCCCUGCCAACAUGUCUGUCUUCAGUGUCCUAACCAUGAUGUCAGGACUAAUUCUCUACGAACGCCUCUUUGUUCCGCUCGCUCGAAGAUUCACAGGGAACCCGUCCGGGAUCACAUGCUUACAGAGAAUGGGAAUAGGCUUUGUGAUUAACAUCUUAGCCACAGCAAUUUCAGCACCAGUGGAAAUCAGAAGGAAAGAAAUUGCUGCAAAGUACAAUUUACUUGAUGAUGUUAAAGCCACUAUUCCUAUUAGUGUGUUCUGGUUGGCGCCUCAGUAUUGUUUACAUGGAUUGGCUGAUGUUUUUAUGUCUGUUGGGCUUUUUGAGUUUCUGUUUGAUCAAGCACCUGAAAGCAUGAGAAGUAGUGCUACAGCUAUAUACUGCAUAAUUAUAGCUAUUGGGAGCUAUGCUGGUACAUUCAUAGUGUCACUUGUUCAUAAGUAUAGUGGAAAGGAUGAAAGGAACUGGUUACCUGAUAGGAACCUCAAUAGGGGAAGAUUGGAGUGCUAUUACUGGCUUGUUAGUGGGAUUCAAGUUCUGAAUCUUGUUUAUUAUGGAGUAUGUGUUUGGUUUUACACUUACAAGCCCUUGGAAGAAGUUGCUGAAGUGAUGAACAAGGAAGAGGACUUGGAAGAGGUCAAUACUAAAAUCUCAUGUGUCAAAUUGAAACAUGAUGGGAUGGAUGAUGAAUAAGGAGCUUUCACAAAAUCAAUGUAUUUAUGUUCAUGUUCAAAGUGACUGAUUUUCAUUCUUGGACUCUUUGAAACUCAUUUUCCUCAAUAGGAUUUUAUCACAUCAAUUAAAAAUGAAUGAAAUAUCACUGUUUCAUCA
Molecule: messenger RNA, 2002 nt
Organism: Lotus japonicus
Lineage: Eukaryota; Viridiplantae; Streptophyta; Magnoliopsida; Fabales; Fabaceae
Product: protein NRT1/ PTR FAMILY 3.1-like
Exons: 4
Coding region: 65-1864 (599 amino acids)
Biological process (GO): transmembrane transport
Cellular component (GO): plasma membrane
Molecular function (GO): transmembrane transporter activity
Source: RefSeq, a predicted model, not a curated record